Molecule: messenger RNA, 1308 nt
Organism: Pseudovirgaria hyperparasitica
Lineage: Eukaryota; Fungi; Ascomycota; Dothideomycetes; Acrospermales; Acrospermaceae
Product: thiolase
Exons: 2
Coding region: 1-1308 (435 amino acids)
Biological process (GO): fatty acid beta-oxidation
Molecular function (GO): acetyl-CoA C-acetyltransferase activity
Source: RefSeq, a predicted model, not a curated record
AUGGCUUCCUCCGCUCUUCGUACAUCAGCAUUGCGGACAAUGGCUCGUCCCCAGCAACGUCUGGCCUCCAUCCAACGGCACUUCAGCACAAGCCGGCCGGUCCAGCAAGAGAUUCGCGAUGCCUAUAUCAUAAGCGGUUCAAGAACGCCGACGGGAGUGUUCAACGGCGCCUUCACAACCGUCUCCGCACCCCAACUCGGCGCCGAAGCCAUCAAGUCCGCCCUCGCAAAGUCCACCGUUCCCGUCUCCAAAAUCGACCACGUCUACAUGGGCAACGUGCUCCAGGCCGGAGUCGGCCAGGCCCCGGCCCGUCAAGCAGCCAUCUUCGCCGGCAUCCCCACCUCCGUCGAGGCCACCACCAUCAACAAAGUCUGCGCCUCCGGCCUGAAGGCCGUCACCCUGGCCGCCGGCCAGAUCCAGCUCGGCGAAAGCGAGGCGCUGAUCGCAGGCGGCAUGGAAAGCAUGACACGCACCCCCUACUACCUGCCCCGCGCAUCCCUCCAGCCCGCAUUCGGGGAGCAGAAGCUCGCCGACGGCCUCGUUGCCGACGGCCUCUGGGACGUCUACAACCAGAUCCACAUGGGCAACUGCGCCGAGAACACGGCCAAGAAGCACGGCAUCAUACGCCAGGACCAGGACGACUUUGCCAUCCUGACAUACAAGCGCGCGCAAGCAGCCUGGCAAGACGGCCUGUUCGCCGACGAGGUCGUGCCCGUGACGGUCAAGAGUAAGAAAGGCGACACGAUCGUCCGCGAGGACGAGCAGUACACCAAAAUCAAGCUGGACAAGCUGCCCACGCUCAAGCCCGUGUUCGACCGCAGCGACAAGGGCAGCAUCACGGCCGCGAACAGCUCCCCGCUCAGCGACGGCGCGUCCGCGCUGGUCCUGGGCAGCAAGGAUGUCGCGCGCGAGCACGGCAAGGAGUCGCGCGUGCUGGCGCGUGUCGUGUCAUACGCAGAUGCAUCCGUCGACCCGAUCGACUUCCCCGUCGCGCCGGCAAAGGUGGUCCCGAUCGUGCUCGACAAGGCCGGGCUGAAGAUUGAAGACAUUGCAGUCUGGGAGUUCAACGAGGCGUUUGCGGCGGUCAUCAAGGCCAACGGCAAGAUCUUGGGUAUUGGCGACGACAAGGUGAAUCCGAGGGGCGGGGCCAUUGCGCUGGGCCAUGCGCUGGGCAGCUCCGGGAGCAGGAUCUUGGUUACGUUGCUGCAUCAGCUGGAGAUUGGGCAGUAUGGCGUUGCGGCUAUUUGCAAUGGUGGUGGAGCGGCGACUGGCUGCGUUGUGCAGAGGAUUGCACAUUCGGAUUUGUAG